Molecule: messenger RNA, 1473 nt
Organism: Cladocopium goreaui
Lineage: Eukaryota; Dinophyceae; Suessiales; Symbiodiniaceae
Source: the annotation of a GenBank genome assembly
AUGGAUGGACGGCAGCUGCUGGAUACAUGGCAGGCACAAGGUUUUACCGACGAGAUCCAGGUGUCUGACAUGAGGGAAAAGUUGAAGGCAACAGCCCUUUGGAAGGAGAUGCCUGUGGCACUGCUUCAAGAAGAAUGUCGCGACUUGGGUCUUCCCAUCGGCACAUCAGAAUCGGAGCUGUUGGCGCAAUUGACGAAUGCCAAGUCGCUGUCCCAAAACCAGGUGAGCUCCUGGGAGGCCAAAGGAGUGCCACUGCAACGCUUGGGCUCCCAACAGGAUCGCAUCGCGCUGGUGCUGCGCCUGGAAACUUUGGAGACGCUGAGCCACCCGGAGCUCAGGCGCGAGUAUCAGGAAGCCACGGCGCUUCCCCCCCAGGCUGCAUCAGUUCCAGAGGAGCCUGGUGAGUUGAUCCAAAGGUUGAGGCAGAUCUACAUUUGGAAAGCCUUGCCACUGAAUCAGUUGCGAAGCGAGUGCCAUGACCUCGGCAUCUCGCAGCACCUGGAAGUGGCGCAACCAGAGGAGAAGCAUCAAGAGCUCUUGGAGCGACUGCUGCUGAGGUGGGCGGACCGCUGGAAGGAGGAGGGCAUUCCGCUGCGGCGUUUUCGCAACCUGCGUUCAGCCACGAACUUUGCAGACAAAGUGGCGCAAGUCGUGGCGGGAGAAAGUGGGUUGCAACAUCAGCUUGCCGCAGCCUCGGGUUUGCCACAGGAUGCCUUUGGCCCCAUGGGAAAGCAGGAAUUGAUCAAGCACAUGAAGGAUGUGUUCCUUUGGAAGGAACUUUCGGUGGAUGAGCUGCGGGAGGAAUGCUUGCAGCGCUCGCUGUCCUGGAGAGCAGAGGGCGGCCAAGAGAAAUUGGAGCUGUUAGAGCGAUUGGUCAUGGCUUGCUGUGCGCAGGCUUGGGAAGAUCAAGGCUUGCCCGUGAAGAGGUUGAGCAGUGCCCACGCAGCCCAGCAGCUGCUUGAAAGAUGGCGUCAGCUCGAUGCAUGCGGAGUGGAGGAGCUUCGAGGUGAAUACCAGCGUUUGGCAUUACCUGGCUCGCCGAAGGUCCUUGAGCUUCUCGUUCGUCUCAGGCAGCAUGCGCUGUGGGCAGCAUUGCCAUUGUCGGAGCUUCAAAGAGAGUGUCGGCAAAUGGGCGCAGAUGUGACAAGCCAUGAUGAGGCUGUUCACCGCUUGGCGAUGUCAUGGGAUCCACGUAGUGAGACGCCUGACUUCUGGAAGACACAGGAGGGCAAGGAAGCAGUGGGUCCUAAGCCCAGCCCUGCGUUGCAGCGAGUGGCGCGGCACUUUCAAACGUUGGGCCUUCCAGCCACUGCGACGCCCGAAGACUUGAAACGCGCUUACCGAAGGUUGGUUUUGCAAUACCAUCCAGAUAAGAACCGUGCAGAGAUCUCCGCCGAGAAGGCGAACGAGAAGUUCAGAGAGAUCAGCGAGGCCCAUGAAGCCAUCGUUGAGUUCAUGAAAAUGGAAAACUGA